AUUAAGGAGCUUUUCGGCUGACGAUAUCAAAGUGAAGGCAAAUGAAAAGUAUAAAGCUAAAAACUAUGAAGAUGCCAUUCGACUAUAUAGUCAUGCAAUUGAGCUAGAUCCAACUUCGCCUACAUUUUACACAAACCGUGCCGCUGCCUUGAUGAUGUUGAAAAGACCAAAAGAUGCACUUGAUGAUUGUCAAAGAGCAUUAGUUUUAGAUCCAACAUCAACCAAAGCACUUCUCCGUGGUGCAAAAUGUAAUUUUUCACUUGGUAAUCUCUCAGAGGCGGAUCGGUGGUAUACCAGAGUUUUACAUGCUGAUCCUAACAAUAAACAAGCAAUUACGGAAUAUCAUCAAUUGCAACAAGUGCAAGAUUCCAUUAAGCAGGCUGAAUCAUAUUUACAGAAUGGACAAUAUUUCCUUGCUGCAAAUUUAAUUGAUAGGGCAUCUUCUUUUUUGGAUGAA
Molecule: messenger RNA, 457 nt
Organism: Ambispora leptoticha
Lineage: Eukaryota; Fungi; Glomeromycota; Glomeromycetes; Archaeosporales; Ambisporaceae
Source: the annotation of a GenBank genome assembly